Trematomus bernacchii (emerald rockcod) is the source of this 2404-nucleotide messenger RNA. RefSeq names its product TM2 domain containing 3 (gene tm2d3). Lineage: Eukaryota; Metazoa; Chordata; Actinopteri; Perciformes; Nototheniidae. The transcript is spliced from 6 exons. Bases 17 to 802 code for a protein of 261 amino acids. The record is from RefSeq and is a predicted model, not a curated record.
UCUGUUAGCUACAACAAUGGCUCCUUUCUGUCAGAUCUGGAGACCGGACCGAGGACGCUGCUUUAAAACCUACGGGAUCAUCUUCGUUUUGUUUACAGACCUGAUCUUACAGAGUGUUAACGGGUAUCUGAGCUCUCCUCAUGUGAGUAAGGAGCCUCCGUACCCCAGAGAGUCCCAGCAUACACCUGUCAUCACCAGCCCAGUGGUGCCUGCUGCAGCCUCUGUUUCUCCAUCAGAUGAGGAGAGCUACACCUCCGUGUGUCCCAGCGGGGGUUUGUGUCAGCGCCUGCCAGCUGACUGCAUGCUCUGCAACUUCCAACACAACUGCACCUACGCAAAUGCUACUUCCUUCACUUGCAGACCCAGGAAAGGAGUUCACUGUAUAGGGGAGUCGGGGCAGCAGCAGACGAGCUUCUCUCUCUCCAUCAGCUGUCGGUUCUGCUGGCAGUUGGACCCGUCUCAGUACCGCUGCUUCAACUCCACCAACUGCAUGACGGUGUCCUGCCCGCGCCGACGCUACAACGCCACCUGUGAAGUGCUGGACCACGUGCACUGUUUGGGUAGGAGAAGUUUUCAGAAACGUUUGUAUUGUAACUGGACCGGGGGAUACAAGUGGUCCACAUCAUUAGCACUCAGCAUCACGCUCGGUGGAUUUGGGGCUGAUCGCUUCUAUCUGGGUCAGUGGAGAGAGGGGCUGGGGAAGCUGUUCAGUUUCGGUGGCCUCGGCAUCUGGACUUUGAUCGACGUGCUUCUGAUCGGAGUCGGAUACGUUGGACCCGCCGACGGGUCUCUUUACAUCUGAAGCUCUGGAGAAAACGUUCGGACGCUCGGUGCCCUCUUCACUCUCUGAAGACUGAAGAUCUGGUCUCUCUUCACUCUCUGAAGAUCUGUGUUCGCUGCGCAACACGUCCUCAUCCCAUCUGCUAACCGGCAGGAAGUGUUUUCCUCUUCACACCAGCCACGACUCCACCCACACACACACACACACACACAUCAGAUCCGUCUCCAUCACUCUCCUGUCGAACGCUCCUCUGAUGAACGAGGAGACGCUCAGUAUCUGAAGUCUGUCCGUUGGUGUGACUUCACUGCUGAUGUAUAGAUAGGUUUCCUGUGGAGCGGGGCUUUCACACACACACACACACACACACACACACACACACACACACACACACACACACACACACACACACACACACACACAGAGCAGUGUGUUACUACGCCCUUGUUGCAAAGAUAAAUGUGUCAAUGGGGGGGGUCAAGUGGUAACCAUGGCUGCAGAGCUUUUAAUGGGGACACCAGAAACAAAAGGUAAUUAUGUGCCGAGGGAAAGCAUGAAUACACAGAAGGGAAUUUGUUUUUUUCUUUAUGGACGACAGACAGUCGUUCAGCGGUUAUUUAACAUUUCCCUACAUUGAGUCAGGACACAACUGUAACAAAGCGUUUGUAAUUUAUUCGGCUUAAAGGAAUAGUGCAGAUUUCUUUUGUGGGGUUGUAUGAGGUGCUUAUUCAGUAGAUGGCAUUACGCAGGAGUAGACGAACGAAAAUGAAUACCUAACAUAAUCACUAUCCGUUAAAUGUGCGCUAUAUUUCAGAUAUUUUCAAUCCUCCACCUUACCACAAAACAGCCCUUUACUGACAGGGAACUGAAUGGCUACUCGAUAACUGAAGUAGCUGAUGAGUGCAGCAAAUCUACUGGUGCUAAUUUUGAGCACUUAUUGUGUGACUUUGGUGUUUAAAAGGGUUAGUUAAAAUACACAAAGGUCACACACCGAUCCGACGCUGCAGUAGACCUGAAAUACUUUCUCAUUUUGUCUGGUGUCUGAUCAUUAUUUAUUUCAGUGAGUCUUUAAUAGGUUCGUUUUUUGAGGUUAUAUGUGUGGAUAAGUACCUCACACAUAAAACAAAUCUGAACUGUCCCUUUAAGGAUUAUAUUAAAUGACACCCUGGCUUCAAAUGUUGUCAACUUUAUAAAAUAAGAGUUGAAAACUGGAACUGGUAAAAAGACAUGCAGGGGAACAACAACAACUCAAUUUCCUGUCAUCACUUACUGCUACAUGAUUUUUUGGAAAUGCAAAGAUAAUGAUCUCUAUUUCUCUGAUUGCACAUAAUGAAACGAACGUGUUGCACUAGCACACUGCAGCUAUAAAUGUGGUUUCCCGUGUUGGAGAUAUUGGAGAUAUCCUGUGCAUCCGGCUGGUAUUUCUUUCCUGGCUCAUUAUCGCUCUUCACAUCUUCGAAGCAGCUCUGUAUCUUCUGUUUUAAUGAGACGGUGUGGCGCUAAUGGGCUCCUUCGCACUCCAUGUAAAUAUGUUUUCUGUUCCUCAGUGGCUGGUCAUUUUCAUCUGUUUCAAACACUGUAAAUGACAUUUUUUAAGUUCUGUAAAUAAAAUUGUGAAAUAUUAAA